UUCUGGAGAAUGGAUAUAAUUAUUUUGUUUUACUAGCCUGCCCUCAGUGACCUGAACUAUGCCCUGCAAAGAGAAAAGACCUGCUAUUGAUAUGAUGAUAUUUUUUCUGUUGUUCUAUUCUAUGAUCUGCUGUUCAUCUUCAUCAUCAUCAAUGUGCAUGAAAGGGAUUCAAAAGGCUGAAUACAAGGAGUUUGCUAAAGGUCCAUGCCCUAAUAUUAUUCCAAUGACUCAAAACUCCUCCACAGUGUCUAAUACAGUAGAGUUCACCUGCACAUAUACAGCAAAUAGCUCCGUCUAUUGGUCAUUCAAUGAUUACAUCAUUAGCUCAUCCUUCAACUACCUACCACAGGGCAGUAAUAUAGUUUUAUUUGUGAAUGACUAUAAAAAUUUCACUUCUCUUCAAAUUCGAGUCAAAGAGGUCUACGAUUUCAAUAUAUCUGAAAUUAUAUGUGGACUGUACAAAGUUCAAUAUUCGUGUGGAAAUAAAACGGCUACAUCAUAUUCAAUUGUGGCAUCAGAACCUGCAAAACUGAUUAUUUUUGGUCCUCCCAAGUUUCUUUCUCAACAUGUAAAGGAUAGUAGUACGAUUAUUCUGUCUUGGUCAGCUCCCAUAAAUUCUUCCUUAGUAAACAUACAUUUUGAAUAUCGGAUAAGUAUAUACAAUUCUACAACUAGAGUGUUGUUAUUGAUGUCAAAUACAACAUUUAUUGCCAUAACAAGGAAUGAUUUAAUCAGUAGCAUAGAAUGCAGUUGGUAUAAAUGGGGAGUUAGAGCUGGUUUCAAAGAGGAUUAUAGUCAAAUAAAAUUAGCACCUACAAAUUUUACAUUCAUUUCAGCUCCUAGCAUAUCUGAUGAACUAGAGGUAGUGAAAAAUAGCAGUUCUAUUUAUAUCAAGUUCUAUGUUGCAAGGCCUUGUGAUAGCGAUAUGAUCAAUGAUUACACUUACAUUCUAUUGCAAAGAGAUUAUUACCAGAGACCACUAAAGUCAAUAAAGAUUAUGAUCACAGCAGAUAAAUUUGAUACAACGCAAAAGACAUUGAUACCAAUCAAAGUGGAUAUCACAUCUUUGAUUUAUGAUUCUACUUUGUCAAUAGCAAUUGAAGUGUCUAAUAGAUUUGGUGUUGAUACUACUGAAUAUGCAAGCAUUACUGAUAAAAGAAACAUGUCAACAACAAUGAGUUCAACUCCAUCAUCAAGUAUCAUCACUAUUGAUGGUUACAUAGUCAUUGUAAUGGCUGGAAUUGGUGCUACAGCACUAUUGUUAGUAAUACUAAUAUCACUAGUAUCACUAUUAUCACUACUUCUAAUUAAAAGGAAGAAACAAAAAACAAGUUACAAUGUUGUCGCUCUUAAGCUCAACAAAAUCACUUAAGAUGUGUUUAAUCAUGAAGCAAUGGAACAAUAUUGCACUGAAAUUGAUAUAGAAAUAAUUGUGCUGUUAGUUAAAAUCCCUUGUAAUAGACAAUUUGGUGAGUCCAUCAAUUAAGAUUCCAAA
Molecule: messenger RNA, 1495 nt
Organism: Amphimedon queenslandica
Lineage: Eukaryota; Metazoa; Porifera; Demospongiae; Haplosclerida; Niphatidae
Exons: 8
Coding region: 59-1372 (437 amino acids)
Source: RefSeq, a predicted model, not a curated record